Menidia menidia (Atlantic silverside) is the source of this 1628-nucleotide messenger RNA. Lineage: Eukaryota; Metazoa; Chordata; Actinopteri; Atheriniformes; Atherinopsidae. The record is from the annotation of a GenBank genome assembly.
AUGGAGGUUAGCAUCUGCAGCAUGAGUCUACAAGAGAUAAGUGAGAACGUGAAGCUGGCCCGUGAGUAUGCCCUGCUGGGAAACUACCGGUCAGCGAGCGUUCUCUACCAGGGGUUGCUGGAACAAAUCCAGAAAUACAUGUACACUGUUCGAGACAGCAGCUUCCAGCAGAGAUGGCAACAGUUGUGGCAAGAAAUUAGUGAAGAGAAUCAACAGGUUCAGGAUAUAAUGUCCACCCUGGAGAACUUCCAGCUGGACGCGACGCCGACCAAACCCAGCAGCCUCGAUGACUGUGAGAGAAGGGUCAUUCCUGUGGAACAGAGACAUUCUCCCUGUCCCGUGAGGCGUCCUGCUAACCCCUAUAAAGACAGCAAGCCUCCCAACCACCGCCUGAGCGUGGCUGUGCGGGCCCAGCAGAGGCACUCCCCCCGGGGGGCCAACGGAGAGAGAAGCAAAGUGUCCAAGGCCAAAGAGAAGAAGGAGUCCAAAGAGGUGAAGGAGUCUGCUGGCAAAGUCAAGGACGAUAAGGAGAAAGAAGUGAAAAAGUUUGACGGGACGGGAUACGACAAAGACCUGGUGGAAGCUCUGGAGAGAGAUAUUAUUUCUCAGAACCCGAACGUGAAGUGGGAUGAUAUCGCAGACUUGGAAGACGCCAAAAAACUCCUGAAGGAAGCGGUGGUGCUGCCAAUGUGGAUGCCGGCCUUUUUCAAAGGCAUCCGGAGGCCGUGGAAGGGAGUUCUUAUGGUGGGGCCCCCGGGGACGGGGAAAACCCUGCUGGCCAAAGCCGUCGCUACUGAGUGCAGGACCACUUUCUUCAACGUUUCCUCAUCCACGCUCACAUCAAAGUACAGAGGAGAGUCUGAGAAGCUCGUCCGGCUGCUUUUCGAAAUGAAAGCUCCCACCCUCAAACUUCUAGUUAUUCAGCUCCACACGGCUCGGUUCGGCACGGCUCGGCCCUACACGGCACGCUUUUAUGCCCCCACCACCAUCUUCAUUGAUGAAAUCGACUCCAUGUGCAGCCGCAGGGGGACCUCAGAGGAGCACGAGGCCAGCCGGAGGGUCAAGGCCGAGCUGCUGGUGCAGAUGGACGGCGUGGGGGGGGCCUCGGAGAAUGACGACCCAUCCAAGAUGGUGAUGGUGCUGGCCGCCACCAACUUCCCGUGGGACAUCGACGAGGCCUUGAGGAGACGACUGGAAAAGAGGAUUUAUAUCCCUCUGCCCUCAACUAACGGCCGGGUGGAGCUGCUCCGGAUCAACCUGAAGGAGCUGGAGCUGGCCGGGGACGUGGAUCUGGACAAGAUCGCCGAGCAGAUGGAGGGCUACUCAGGAGCCGACAUCACAAACGUGUGCAGAGACGCCUCUUUAAUGGCCAUGAGACGCCGAAUCGAGGGUCUGACUCCAGAAGAGAUCCGCAACAUUUCCCGGGACGAGAUGCACAUGCCGACCACCAUGGAGGACUUCGAGUCGUCUCUAAGGAAAGUGUCCAAAUCUGUAUCUGCCGCUGACCUGGAGAAGUACGAGAAGUGGAUCGAGGAGUUUGGGUCCUGCUGAAACGAGUCACUCCCGUUUAUUCCUCCUUAUCGUCUCCGGUUUGGAUGGAGGAGUCUUAAUGGAGGUGAAUAGGACCU